AUGACUCAAGACACUGAUUCCCAAUACGGUUUUGGAACCCAGGCCAUCCACGCUGGUGCGCCAAUUGAUCCUCACACUGGUGCUGUUAUUGAGCCAAUUUCGCUCUCCACCACCUUCGGUCAGUCCAAGCCUUCUGUGCCAUUGGGUGUUUACGAAUACUCGAGAUCCGCCAACCCUAACAGAGACAACUUCGAAAUCGCUGUUGCUACAUUGGAAAAGGCCAAGUAUGCCUUAGCUCUCGGUUCAGGAUCCGCUGCUACCGCCUUGAUUGUUCAAUCGCUCCCAGUUGACUCGCACAUCGUCUCUGGUGCUGACGUUUACGGUGGUACCCACAGAUACUUCACCAAGGUUGCCAACACCCACGGUGUCACUACUACUUUUGUCCCUGACUUGGCUCAAGACGUCAAGGGUGCUAUUAAGGCUAACACACGUUUGGUUUGGUUGGAAACUCCAUCCAACCCAACUUUGACUGUCACCGACAUCGCCAGAGUUGCAGAAAUCUUAAAGGAACAUGAAUCUACCACAGGUAUCAAGAUCCCAUUGGUUGUUGACAACACCUUCUUGUCUCCUUACGUUUCCAACCCAUUGGUUCACGGUGCCGACGUUGUUGUCCACUCUGUCACCAAGUACAUCAACGGUCACUCUGACGUUGUUAUGGGUGUCAUCGCUACCAACAGCGACUCUCUCCACGAAAGAUUCAGAUUCUUGCAAAAUGCUUUAGGUUCUGUUCCAUCUCCAUUCGACGCUUGGUUAGCUCACAGAGGUUUAAAGACGUUACACUUGAGAGCCAGACAAGCAUCCACUUCUGCUCAGCAAAUUGCUGAAUACUUGAACCAGCAUUCCAAGGUCUCUAGAGUCAACUACCCGGGUUUAAAGGCUCACCGCAACCACGAAGUUGUCGUUAGACAACACAGAGACGCUUUGGGAGGAGGUAUGAUCUCAUUCAGAAUCAAGGGCGGUGCUCAAGCUGCUUCUGAUUUCACCUCAAACACCAAGUUGUUCACUUUGGCUGAAUCCUUGGGAGGUAUCGAAUCCUUAAUAGAAGUUCCAGCUAUAAUGACUCAUGGUGGUAUCCCACAGGCUGAAAGAGAAGCUAAUGGUGUCUACGACGAUUUAAUAAGAAUUUCUGUUGGUAUCGAAGACACCGAAGACUUGAUCAAUGAUAUUGAACAGGCUUUAGCACUUGCUUAG
Dujonia railenensis is the source of this 1191-nucleotide messenger RNA. The record is from the annotation of a GenBank genome assembly. Lineage: Eukaryota; Fungi; Ascomycota; Pichiomycetes; Serinales; Debaryomycetaceae.